Messenger RNA from Symsagittifera roscoffensis, 1227 nucleotides. RefSeq lists its product as uncharacterized. The record is from RefSeq and is a predicted model, not a curated record. The coding region runs from base 141 to 1091 and encodes 316 amino acids. NCBI's taxonomy places the organism in Eukaryota, Metazoa, Xenacoelomorpha, Acoela, Convolutidae. The transcript is spliced from 4 exons.
CUGUGCAUGGACUUUCAGUUUCACGUUGUGUGCGUGGUUCUUAUCAAAUAUAACAAGAGCGUUAAAUACGUUACAUAUUAAGUAAACUGCACUAGUUUUAGUUUUCUUCUUCGCUGCAGAAAAAAAAAUUAUUUUCACUUAUGGACAACCGUAGAGUAAUACCGGAGUUAAAGCUUCGCAGCGAGGUGUUCCGAAGGAAUUCCGCGGCAGUAGUUCGGAUUCUGCACGACAGAGCAUGGUUCAACCAUCCCCUCACUCAUCCCGAAGACAUGAGACAGUUUAUCUACUGGCUUAACUUUAAACGACCCAAGUCGUGGAAAAUCAUGGACCCCUGGAUUAAGCUUUAUGACUCAUGCGUAUCCAUUCUCCGGCGGACUUUGGGUGGAAUUGCGCAACGGAUGUCAGCUUUUAAAUACGUCGACAGCUCAAAUCUUUUAGCGUCUAAGAAAGCAGCUGAAUUAUUUAUUGACCCUUCACUCGAUUUACGACGAGUGGCGAAGUUUUACCAGCAGAAUUUGGAUAAAAGUUUAGGCCAGAAUAAUGCGAACGAUUGCAUGUUGCAAUCAUUAGAUGAUAGAAACCAGUUUCUGGACAUUCACUCAAAAAUUACUCAACUAUUUGAUCCCAACCAAACUACACACGCCAAAAGCAUCCUCAACAACUCUGUAGACUUCUCUCGACCCCGAUUGACCUUUGACCCCCUUCAAGAUAGGUCCCACUUUACGUCCCUGCCCUUCAAUGUGAACAGUCUGGUAGUUUCAAGGCCACUUGCAAUCUCAGUCGCAGACAGUGAGCUGAUGGAAGGCGUGCUCAAGUUUGCAGACUGCGUGGUCUACUUGUGCGAGGAAAUAAGGGCAGAGUUGGAGAGACUGAACAGAGAAAAUGAGUUCAGGACAUCCGGGUUCCACAAAAGAGUCCAGGACAUCCAGCAGUACCAGCGUGAAAAGAUGAUCCGGGGCGGAAACAUUGUCGCCAGGCAAGCUGUCAAUGAGGAAGAUGACGAUUUGGUUGAAAAAGAAAACGAGAGAAAACAGAAACUUCCGCCUAUUGACUGGAAUAAACCAGUUGUUUCAACAACUAGUUUACUUUGAAUAAAUUUAUCUCGAAAAAAACUGAGUUCAAAGAAUAGCGUCAUCUUUAAAGUUGGCAACGCAGAUUUGUAAUACUCUGUUUCAUUUAAUUUGUGCAAUUUGAAACAAAAAUGUCAGCAUUUGAGAAAAAAAGUUA